Messenger RNA from Chrysochloris asiatica (Cape golden mole), 1410 nucleotides. RefSeq names its product ribosomal RNA processing 8, methyltransferase, homolog (yeast) (gene RRP8). Gene Ontology annotation, molecular function: methyltransferase activity. The transcript is spliced from 6 exons. Gene Ontology annotation, cellular component: chromatin silencing complex; rDNA heterochromatin; nucleolus. The record is from RefSeq and is a predicted model, not a curated record. Lineage: Eukaryota; Metazoa; Chordata; Mammalia; Afrosoricida; Chrysochloridae. Gene Ontology annotation, biological process: cellular response to glucose starvation; rDNA heterochromatin formation; regulation of transcription by glucose.
CUCUACGCCCUCAUGUUCGAGGAAGUCGAGUGGGCCGAGGAGGCCCUAAUGCCCGCGGUCCUCGGGCCCCUAACCUCACGGCCCCGGCCCUCGGCGGGCUUACAAACCAAGCAUUCCAAGCACCGCCAACUCUUGGCCACCUUAAGGGCCCUAGAAGCUGCAUCUCUCCCCCAGCAACCCCCCAGCUUACCUGGCAGUGACUCUGAGGAAGAGGAGGAGAUAGAAAGGAAGAAGAAACAGCAAAAAAAGGCCUUGUUUGCCACUGCCUCUACUGAAACAAAGGAGAAAAGGAAGAAAAAACAUCCAAAACAGGCUCCAUCUCGGAGUGAUUCUGAGGACGAGAAAGUAGAACUAAAGAAGAAAGACUGCAAAAGGUCUCAUCUUGGUAGUGACUAUGUUGAAGAGGAGAAAAGAAAGAGGAGACAGGUCCCUUCAAGCGGAGCCCAGCACCUAGACAGUGCUGACCAAACAGGUUCCAAAGCCCAGAAAGGUAGUGCUACAGAAGACCCACACAAGCCAAACCCUGGGUCUACCUCCCCUCAAUCACUCCAUACCUUGAGUCGCAAGCAGUGGCGGAACCGGCAGAAGAACAAGCGGAGACACAAGAACAAGUUUCGGCCCCUUCAACCAGCAGCCCAGCCCCCAGCCCCAGCCCCAGCCCCGGCUUCAACAGAGGAAUCAGAGGUACCUCCUGCUCCCAGGCCAGACAGCCAUGAGGAUCGAGCGGGUGCUCUACGAGCUCGCAUGGCCCAACGACUAGAUGGCGCCCGAUUUCGCUAUCUUAAUGAGCAGCUGUACUCAGGACCCAGCAGUGCUGCACAGCGCCUGUUCCAGGAAGACCCAGAGGCUUUUCACCUCUACCACCGUGGUUUCCAGAGCCAAGUCAAAAAAUGGCCGCUGCAGCCUGUGGACCGAAUCAUCAGGGAUCUUCGCCAGCGGCCUGCAUCCCUAGUGGUGGCUGACUUUGGCUGUGGAAACUGCCACUUGGCUGCCAGUAUCCGGAACCCUGUGCACUGCUUUGACUUGGUCUCUUUGGACCCCAGGGUCACUGUGUGUGACAUGGCCCAGGUGCCUCUGGAGGAUGGGUCUGUGGAUGUGGCUGUGUUCUGCCUGUCGCUGAUGGGAACCAACCUCAGGGACUUCCUGGAAGAGGCAAAUCGAGUGCUGAAACCAGGGGGUCUCCUGAAAGUGGCUGAGAGGAAUGAUGUAUAGGAAGGAGGCUAUGAGCACAGAACAAUCAUUUCAGCUACGAUGAGAAUUUGGAUCUCACUGAGUCUUCUCUGCCCCUAGGACCUGAGCAACAGCCACUUCUUCAUGUUUGACUUCCAAAAGACUGGACCCCCUCGUGUGGGGCCCAAGGCUGAACUCUCAGGCCUGAAGCUUCAGCCAUGUCUCUACAAGCGCAGGUGA